UGCCUCAGUACUUUUGUAUUCCAAGAAAGAAAUAUGGAGGAUGAAGUGGUGAGAAAGUCUCUACUUGUAAAACAAGAGGCGAGUAGUAACACAGUAGAUAAUGGCAAUGGCCAUGUUGGUGAUGGUGCUAAUACUAAUGGUGGUGCUGCUGUUCGGCCAAGUGAUUCCAGUGCCACAGCUAUUCUCGUUAUCAGCACCAUUGUGGCAGCUUGCGGUGCCUUCACUGGUGGCAGUGUUGCGGUAUAUUCAUCACUUGCUGAGAAUGGAAUCAUAGCUGAUCUGGGCCUUACUGUGGCAGAGUAUUCACUGUUUGGAUCAAUGAUGACCAUUGGAGCAAUAAUAGGGGCACUAAUAAGUGGAAAGAUGACGGAUGUCAUUGGUCGAAGAUAUACAUUUUGGAUUUUGGAUAUAUUCUACAUCAUGGGAUGGCUAUCAAUAAUCUUCGCCAAGGGUGCUUGGUUGCUUGACUUCGGAAGACUGUUAUUGGGAGUUGGAUUUGGAAUUACAUGUUAUGUGGGACCUGUGUACCUUGCCGAAAUAACACCAAAGAAUCUAAGGGGAGGGUUUAUGUCAAUAACUCAGUCGAUGACAGGUUAUGGCUCUUCUCUCACAUAUCUCAUUGGUUCAAUUAUCAGCUGGCGCACCUUGGCCAUAAUAGGCUCUAUUCCAUGUAUAUUAAUGUUCCUUGGUCUAUUUCUCAUUCCAGAGUCCCCUAGAUGGUUGGUAAAGAUUGGCAAACAAAGAGAAUUUGAGGCUGCUCUCCAACGCCUCAGGGGAGUCGAUGCUGAUACCUCUCAAGAGGCCUCUGAUAUCAAAGAUUAUACUGAUAACCUUCAACAAAACUCAGAUGACAAAAUUCAGAACUUGUUUCAACGAAAAUUUGUUCCUCUACUCAUUGUUGGAGUCGGGCUGAUGUUAGUGCAAGUACUUGGAGGGCUCUAUGGGUUUCUGUUUUAUAUGAGUGAAAUUUUUAAUUCUGCUGGUAUCUCUAGUACUGUUGGGUAUAUAGUGCUGGCUGUUACCCUGAUUCCUUCAAUUUUUCUGGGCGCCUCACUGAUAGAUAAACUUGGAAGACGAAUGAUUUUGAUGGUUUCUGCAAUGGGGAAUUGCUUAGGUUGCUUCCUUACAGGAUUAGCAUACUUGUUGCAGGACCAUAACUGGUGGAAAGGAAUCAGUCACAUUUUGGCCCUUGUAGGAGUAUUGGUAUAUAUGGGAUCUUACUCAUUUGGCAUGGUAAGCAUACCAUGGAUUAUAGUCUCAGAGAUAUUCCCUAUAAAUGUGAAGGGCUCAGCAGGAACUCUUUGCAAUUUGGUCAAUUGGUUUGCCUCCUUUUUUGUUUCCUACACCUUUAAUUUCUUAUUCGAGUGGAGCUCAGCAGGAACAUUUUUCAUAUAUUCAAGCAUUUGCGGUUUGGGUGUUCUUUUCAUUGCAAAACUAGUACCGGAGACUAAAGGGCGAACAUUGGAAGAAAUACAAUCAUCACUAACUGGCAUUCUGCAAUGAGGAGCAUAACACUAGAGGGGUAUCAAAUAACAUGUGCUUGUUGCACUGCAUCAGUAACAACGAAUCUAAUAAAAAUUUAUUUUUGAUUAAUCAAAUUAAUGCCACACUGGAUUUCCCAGUUUUACUA
Molecule: messenger RNA, 1630 nt
Organism: Quercus lobata
Lineage: Eukaryota; Viridiplantae; Streptophyta; Magnoliopsida; Fagales; Fagaceae
Product: sugar transporter ERD6-like 5
Exons: 18
Coding region: 34-1503 (489 amino acids)
Biological process (GO): carbohydrate transport; transmembrane transport
Cellular component (GO): membrane
Molecular function (GO): sugar transmembrane transporter activity
Source: RefSeq, a predicted model, not a curated record